Messenger RNA from Candidozyma haemuli, 567 nucleotides. RefSeq lists its product as uncharacterized. Lineage: Eukaryota; Fungi; Ascomycota; Pichiomycetes; Serinales; Metschnikowiaceae. The record is from RefSeq and is a predicted model, not a curated record. Bases 1 to 567 code for a protein of 188 amino acids. The transcript has a single exon.
AUGGCCCAAGAGAUCAACAAUGCCAUGAGGCCCUCUUUAGAGGAAAUCGAACAAAUGAAAAACAUAUUGUUAAUUGAGGAAUUUGAACCGAAUGGCGAGCAACACGGUCUUUUAAGAAUAAGGCAACGCGUUGGGCAGGGUUAUGAAGAGAGAAAAGUGAUCGUGCCUCAUGGUGCACCGUCAGCCUUAGCUCCUCUUGUUGAUCAGCGAAUUGAAGUCGCUGACGAAGUUGAUGCUGAGAAUGAUGGUAACCAAGUCGCUGGUGCUGAUGCUGGUGCUGAUGCUGGUGCUGAUGCUGCAGGCGACCCACACUUGGAAGCACCAGAGGCUCGUUUAGGACGGCAAGUUGUCCAGUUAUUGAAGAAAGUCAAUGGCCAUAUUCGAGUUCACGAUGCAGAGAGGAUUCAAACAUAUAAGAUCAGAACUCAAAGGUUAGCGGAUGAAGUGAGGUACGCCAAGCAAACGAGAAAUGGUUUCAGGAACAAAUUGAGAAUAGGUUUGCCAUAUUUGUUCCUCUUCUUCAUUGCAUUAAUUGCCGUUUUGUAUUUAGUAACCCCCCGCUACUAA